Hyla sarda is the source of this 2636-nucleotide messenger RNA. RefSeq names its product SRSF protein kinase 3 (gene SRPK3). NCBI's taxonomy places the organism in Eukaryota, Metazoa, Chordata, Amphibia, Anura, Hylidae. Gene Ontology annotation, molecular function: protein kinase activity; ATP binding. The transcript has 16 exons. Bases 266 to 2164 code for a protein of 632 amino acids. The record is from RefSeq and is a predicted model, not a curated record. Gene Ontology annotation, biological process: regulation of mRNA processing; spliceosomal complex assembly; protein phosphorylation.
GCUGUCAUGUCUCCUCCUCCCCGCCCGGUGACGCUGUCGGUGACAUCUCUGCUCCUCCCCGGCCGCCUCUGCCCGUCUCUCACUAUCAUCUCUCUCCAGUCCACGGCAGGGGCUCUCCGGCUGUGUCUCCUCCGGCUGCAGCUGUCCCCCGCCAUCUCUCACCCUGCUGCCAGCUGUGUGCCCCCCGCCUGCCCUCUCCUCCGUCCCCCUGUCCCUCCUCGCUCAGUAUGUCUCCUCAGCCCCACAUUGCCUCUCCAACUCUGACAUGAGCUCCAAGAAAGUUUCAGGUAACAGCUCAGGAAAGAAGAGCAAGAAGAAGCAAAGAAAGCACAAGAAGGUGGCAGAACGGGAGACAACAGAGGCACCAGAGGCACGCAGCCCCAGCCUAGACAGCCAGAGCGGCAUCGCUGACCCUAACCUGAAUGAUGUGCCCAUGUCCCCCGGACCCCCGCCUACCCCACCCACACCAGUGCUGCCGCCUCCUGGGCCCUUGGGCUCUGACAAUGAGGAACAGGAAGAUCCUGGAGAUUAUUGUAGAGGAGGCUAUUACCCAGUUAAAAUUGGGGACCUUUUUAAUGGCCGAUACCAUGUAGUGCGAAAACUUGGCUGGGGCCACUUCUCCACCGUCUGGCUAUGUUGGGACCUUCAGAGGAAGCGUUUCGGAGCUCUCAAAGUGGUGAAGAGCGCUGUGCAUUACACGGAGACGGCCAUAGAUGAAAUUAAACUGCUGAAAUGUGUUAGAGACAGUGACCCGAGCGACCCCAAGAGAGAGAUGAUCGUGCAGCUUAUUGAUGACUUCAAGAUAUCGGGUGUGAAUGGUGUACAUGUCUGCAUGGUGUUGGAGGUGCUCGGACAUCAGUUACUGAAGUGGAUCAUCAAAUCUAACUAUGAAGGACUCCCCUUAAUCUGUGUGAAGACCAUCAUACGUCAGGUAUUACAAGGCUUGGAUUAUCUCCACACCAAAUGCAAAAUCAUCCAUACCGAUAUCAAGCCAGAAAACAUAUUAAUGUGUGUGGGGGAGGGGUACAUCAGACGUCUCGCUGCCGAGGCCACCAUUUGGCAGCAGUCUGGAGAACCUCCCCCGUCUGGGUCCGCUGUCAGCUCCGCACCUCCUACACAUCACAACUUGAACGGGAAAGUCUCUAAAAACAAGAAAAAGAAGUUAAAAAGACAACAGAAGCGUCAGCAGAAACUUCUGGAAGAACGACUGAGGGACAUCCACAACAUGGAGGAGCUGGGGCCCGGCAAUGGCUGUCUAGGCAUUCCCAUCCUAGACCAAUGUCAGCAGGGACACAAUGACAAGUCAUGGGGCUCCCAAGAAAGCCAUGACGCUACUGGCAACAGGGAGAAUCCUAUCCCAUCCGUCCCUGUAGACAAUGAAGGUGCAGACUCCUCCCUAGGAAGUGGAGAAACCACAUAUCUGGCUCAGAGUCCUCAAUCCUCCAGCAUGUAUGAGAACUGCAAUGGGUACAACAGGAGUCCUCGGGGCAUCAGUCCAGAUACACAUACGUCUGGUUUCUCCAGUUCUGCCUUCUCCGCCACCUCAGGCUCUGCCAUAUCUGGGAUCUCUGGAGGACGAGAAAGAGGCGGCCUCCUAUCCCCAAACCUGUCCAUCAAAGCUGCUGAUUUCCUGACUAACCCUUUGGACCCACAAAAUGCAGAUCAAAUAUCAGUGAAAAUUGCAGACUUAGGCAAUGCAUGCUGGGUGCACAAACACUUUACUGACGACAUUCAGACGCGGCAAUAUCGUGCCUUGGAGGUUUUAAUAGGUGCCGGAUACGGAACCCCUGCUGAUAUUUGGAGCACUGCCUGUAUGGCCUUUGAGCUGGCGACAGGAGAUUAUCUCUUUGAGCCUCAUUCAGGGGAAGAUUACACACGUGAUGAAGAUCACAUAGCACACAUCAUUGAGCUUCUAGGAGACAUCCCCCCACAUUUUGCACUGUCAGGCCGUUACUCCCGAGAGUACUUCACAAGGAGAGGAGAACUUCGGCACAUACAAAACCUGAAGCACUGGGGUCUUUUUGAGGUCCUGGUGGAGAAGUACGAGUGGUCACUAGAAGAAGCCACUCAGUUUUCAGACUUUCUGAUGCCCAUGUUGGAGUUUAUUCCGGAAAAGAGGGCCACCGCCGCACAGUGCCUGCAGCACCCCUGGCUUAACUCCUAACCCUAGCUACAUGGCUGCUGUCUGGGAAGCCUUGGCACAUCCGGUGGGCAUCUGUCAUGUUAAGGACCUGAUUCCUAAAAGAGAAAAAUUUUGAUAUGACUAAAUGGUUAGUGGGUACAGGUCUUAUGAGUACGAGCCUAAACACGUGAAUCUGCCACCAAUCUGUCACCCCGGAGAACUGCCAGGUAUUAUAAGGGUUGUUUUAAUUUCCAAAGUGGUGGAACGGCUCCCGGUCUGUAGCCUAUAGGAAAGAUUACCCAUUGCCUGCACAUGAAGCUAUAAGUAUGACCGCGCUGUGGAGUAAGACACAUUGUGCCUUAUGCCUCAGUUCCAUCAUUAGAUCCCAUUGAAAGGAGAAAUUAAACUUAUGUUCACUAAUAGUAGCCGAUCCCGUGCUAUUGAAGUGGGUAGGCUCUAACACUAUACAGCAGUGUUUCCCAACCAGUGUGGCUCCAGCUGUUGCAAAACUACA